This is a messenger RNA of Diachasmimorpha longicaudata, 1191 nucleotides long. RefSeq lists its product as uncharacterized. Bases 120 to 926 code for a protein of 268 amino acids. The transcript has 3 exons. NCBI's taxonomy places the organism in Eukaryota, Metazoa, Arthropoda, Insecta, Hymenoptera, Braconidae. The record is from RefSeq and is a predicted model, not a curated record.
AUACCAAGCCUGUGAGUAUUUAAUGAGGAACCUUCGCGGAGAAAAUCAUGAUUCAAUUCUCAGCUUCAGUGAGUUAAUCAGUAGUGCCCAACCGAGGAAUUCAUUUAAUUAACUCCAAGAUGAUUGCCAAAGCCAUCAUUCUCGCAGCCGUUAUCACAGGCAUAGCUGCCCACUCUUGGUGCACCCCAGCACUAUCAGCAACUUCCUGUACCGGCCGUAACUUUAGUCCGCGAGAAAAUUGUAUUCUUCUUCAGCAGGGAAAUGAACCCGGCUACAUCAGUGCCCACGGAAAUUGUAUUGGCGCUCAAAACUCGAAUGAGCCCUACUGCAUCGACGCCCAGGGAAAUUAUGUCUCCCUUCGAAAGACGUAUACACCCUACUGCAACUACGCCCAAGGCAAUUAUUAUGGUUCCCAGGUCAGAACUGAGCCCUGCUACAACUACGCACAAGGCAAUUAUUAUAGCUCUCAGGUUGGAACAGAGCCUUGGUGCAUCAAUUCCCAGGCAAACUAUGCCUCCUUCCAAAAACCAUCGACUUGCUACUGCAACAACGCACCAGGAAAUUACUUCACCUCUCAGAACUUCAAUGUACCCUGCUACAUCGACGACCAAGGAAAUUACGUUUACAUUCAGAAGCAGACUGGAAACUACUGUAACGGACAGGAAUAUCCAGCUUCCUGGUGCAGGACAUCAACGCAGAGAGAUUUCAAUGUAGGCUACCCACCCUCUGGGUACUACUACUGCAACGGAGCCUGGCAGCAGAGUCCUGGGUAUGGAAGGAGACAGUCACUUGGAUGUAGUUAUCCAUGCAAUUACGGUUCAUCAGGGCAAAAAUCCAUUUACACAGGGAGAAUGUUUGAUCCCUGUUGGAAUUAUGUAAAUAAUUACCAGCAGAUGACCGAUGGUUCGCGAUACUGGUGUAGAUAGACCAGAUAACAGCGCUCGAAAGCCUUCCAGGUGCGAUGAUCCCCUCUAAGAAAAUACAGUCUUCGAGAGGGCAGAUAGCUGUAUGGGUGGAGAAUGACGGAAGUGCAGCUUGCACUUACAGAUCACGUUCUGGAGAUCAAUCUGCUCAUUAUAACGGAAGUUGAGGAGAUUAAUAUUUAUUUAUGUAUUAUCAAUUAUCGCAUUUUUUGAUGUCACGUGAAUUUCACAUGUGUCGUUCAUAAAUAAAUUGUUUUUCUAAGAUUGA